Astyanax mexicanus (Mexican tetra) is the source of this 411-nucleotide messenger RNA. Its product is annotated as NADH dehydrogenase [ubiquinone] 1 beta subcomplex subunit 1. Gene Ontology annotation, cellular component: mitochondrion. Bases 114 to 290 code for a protein of 58 amino acids. The record is from RefSeq and is a predicted model, not a curated record. The transcript has 3 exons. Lineage: Eukaryota; Metazoa; Chordata; Actinopteri; Characiformes; Acestrorhamphidae.
UAUCAGCAGAAAUAAAUAAGUCGUCGCUCCCCCGCGUUUUGAGAAAGGUGGUAGAGCUCAGUGCCCUCUGAGCAGCUCCACAGCGAAGCGACAGGAGACGAGGAGAAGGCAUCAUGGUGAACUUUGCGUUGUUGGUGCGAGAGCACUGGGUCAAUGUCCUGGUUCCCCUGGGAUUUGUUGUUGGUGUCUACCUGGACAGGUGGAAUGAUCAGAAGUUGACAGCAUUCAGGAACAAGAGUGCGUUGUACAGCAGGGAACUGAAGCCUGGUGAGGAAUACACCUGGAAGUGAAGACUCCCUCUGCAUAUUUAUUGGACCUCCUGCUCUGUUCAUGUUGACAUUCUGUUGUCCUAAGCCCUGUAAAUGACUUUUCAGUAACAUUUGUGAUGUAAAAUAUAUUGAUCCAACAAAA